Messenger RNA from Anarrhichthys ocellatus (wolf-eel), 679 nucleotides. RefSeq names its product microfibril associated protein 5 (gene mfap5). Bases 105 to 494 code for a protein of 129 amino acids. The record is from RefSeq and is a predicted model, not a curated record. Lineage: Eukaryota; Metazoa; Chordata; Actinopteri; Perciformes; Anarhichadidae. The transcript has 7 exons. Gene Ontology annotation, cellular component: microfibril. Gene Ontology annotation, biological process: embryonic eye morphogenesis.
GGAAGGAGGGGAAAGAAGAGAAGACAAAAGGUUCAUAAAACUAAAGCAGUUGUGGACGACAGCAAAGGUUCCUCGUAAAGCUCAAACUCUUACAAGUUGAAGGAAUGGGCCGACUUCCAGUGGUCCUGCUCCUCUGCAGUUUCCACGCGCUCGCAGCUGUAGCCCAAGACCAGCCGACCGAGAGCACUGAAGCACCUGGAGGCACCUUGCCAGCCAACUGUAGGGAGGAGAUGUAUCCUUGCACCAGGAUGUACUCGGUUCACCGGCCCGUCAAGAGAUGUAUUGGCGGCCUUUGUCUCUACAGCCGUUCUCGCGUCUACGUGAUCAACAACGAGAUCUGUGUGAGGACAGUGUGCCAGCAGGACGAGUAUCUGAAAGCCGAACUGUGCAGAGAGUUGUCCGGGUGGCCCAGGCGCGUCGAGAGGUCAUCCAAUAGGAAACGCUGUCGUCGCCAUCGCCCUGGCAACCCCACAACCUGGGCAAACAAGGCCUGAUGGGGCGCCAGGAUGGCGACGUGACCACCUGUGAGGAUGGAGCCUCUCAGAGACACAAACCGGGGACGUCGUCAUAAAAACAGCCCAUAACACCGUAAAUCCACCACUCGACACCCAGGAGUCUCUUGCUCUUCCUCUCUCUCACUCACACACACACACACACACACACACACACACACACACAC